Molecule: messenger RNA, 9864 nt
Organism: Tetrahymena thermophila SB210
Lineage: Eukaryota; Ciliophora; Oligohymenophorea; Hymenostomatida; Tetrahymenidae
Product: transmembrane protein, putative
Exons: 23
Biological process (GO): cellular response to mechanical stimulus; regulation of membrane potential; detection of mechanical stimulus
Cellular component (GO): membrane
Molecular function (GO): monoatomic cation channel activity; mechanosensitive monoatomic ion channel activity
Source: RefSeq, a predicted model, not a curated record
AUGAUAAUUCCCGAUUAUUCUAACAAUAAUCGAAACAAUCAGUAACAGAGAGAAGAUGAUCAAGGAAAUUUGAAUUAGGAAAAUAUUAUUAGGUAGAGUCGCAGGAUAGGUACUUAUGCUAGAUAGUAGAGUAAUAGGAAUCAGAUAAUUGAUGGUGAAAACCAAUAAAAUUAAAGCUUCCUUACUGAAGAGCAAUUAUAAAAAAGAAAGGAGCUAAAGUAGUCUAUUUUACGUGGAAUUAUUUGCUUCUUAAUUCCGCUUUGCAUGUUUGGAUUGUAUGCCAUUUUCUUAAAGUCAUAUUUCACAGCUUUUUACAUUCUUUUCGCUGGACUAUUGAUUAUUUUUACUCUUGAAAGUUUUUAUGUUAGUCCACAAAUGCCAUAAACUGAUAAUAAAAAUGAUAACGAAAUAUCCUUAUUGAAUGAAGAAAAAGUGUAGCUAUUGGAUUUUAGAAUCUAUCUUUGGAUAAUUGGAACAUUCGCUACAGCUUCUGUUUUAAUUUUCAAGUUAUUUAUGAUAACAUAUUACAAUGUGCAUAAUGAAAUGCCUUUUAAAGCUUCUUAUAAUAUAAUGUAUGAUUUAGAAAUUUAUAUAGUAGAUAAAGGAGGCUAAAACUGGAGUAACAUUCUCAAAAUGUUUUUACCUACUUCGUUAGUCUUAAUUAAUUGCAUAAUUGUUUUUAUUUUUCGUGUUCCUAGAAAAUCUUUAAAAUUCUAAGAUAUUAAACUUCACAAAAAGAGAAACAAUUUAAUUAACUUCUGUAAGACUCUUGUAUGGACUUGCUUAGUAGCUGUGCAAUCUUUUAAUGUCACUUUACAAGCAUAUAUCUUCUAUUUCAUAUUUUUCUUGAGCUUAUCUUCACUCUUUUUCUCAUCGAAAAUUAAGAAUUUUUUAGAUGAGUAUAUAAAGCACUUAAUAAAGUUAAUAUGCUUAGGCGUAUUAAUGUUAUAGUUUCUUUGCAGCACUAAAUCCUUUAGAGAUAGCAUCUAAGGUCAAGAAUGGUCAUUUGAACUCUUUGGUUUAAAUUACAUUUCCGAUUUUAAGGAUGAGCUUACAUAUACACCUCUCUACUUUAUUUCCAUGUGGUGUCUUUUGAUUAUUACUGUGCUUUGUGCCAACUUGAUUAAAUUUGAAAGGCUAGUAUUAAAAGUUAGGGAAAUUAGUGAAGAAUACUAGAAAAAGUAUGGUGGUAAUCUCCCUGAGUUAUCAUAUGAGCAUUCUUCAAGCAAUGAAAUCGUUAUACUCUCAUCAGACAACGAAGUCAAUAGCAACUAGCUAAAAUCAAAUGAUGUAGAUCCUGCUCAAUCAAGUAGUAGUGAUAGCGAUAGCAGCAGUGAUGAAGAAGAUGAUACAGCAUAACAACUGUAAUAAUAAUAAGAUAUUAGGAAUUAAAGCAAAAGAGUUGAAUCUAUCUAAAUUAGAUAAGAGAGAGGAAUCAGCUUAUAACCGAUUAAAAAUUUCUCUAAUAGUCAAUAAUAAUAGGUUGCUUUUGAUGGAUAGGAAAUUCAAGUAUAACCAGAAAAUUAACUUGAAUAAUAACUGUUGCAGCAAGAAUAAAAUAUUCAAUAAGAGCCUACAAUUGAACAGCAUCAAAAAGAUUCUUAGUUAAAAGAGGAGAAUUCUUCAAAAACCGAAAAAGCAGUUAAGAAAAUGAAAACUUUAGGAAAUAAAAUCAUGCUAAAACUAUUGAAAUUCAAACGUAAUUUUAAAAGUGAUACAUUUAUGUUGAGAAUACUUUAAAUUGUUUGUAUAUUUUUGGUUUAAAGAUAUUUCACUUAUUACUCUCUCGGGCUGAUGACUUGGGUCCUCCUUACUGGCUUUACCAUAAAUCAUAGAUUUACUAUAGUUACUAGCUUUGUUUUUGCUAUUCCAUCAUUAGUUCUUAUCUAUGUCUUCACAGUUUUCUCUAAUAUAUCUAACAAUCCAUUUAUUCCAUCUUGGGCUAAUUCAUAAUUAGGAUUUUAAACUUGUUACACUCCAUGGCUUGAAGUUAUUAUAUUGAAUUCAGGUUUGUUCUUAUACUUCUUCUAUUGCUAAUAGGCUUUGUAGUCUUUCAAGCAAAAAAAGAAAGAAAAAGAAAAGAAAAAAACAGGAGUUAAAUUUGGCACUAAAUACAUAAAACGUACUAAGUCUUAAAUUAAAAAGAAAAAGCAAAAAAAUAAAGAAAUAAGCUAUUUUGUUAUAUUAUAAGCAUUUAUUUUGAAGUAUUCUUAUUUACUUGCCUUAUUUAUGAUAUACUGGAUUAGCUUUUAGGCUAUUAAUUUAGCUCAUGUGAUUUUGGUUGGAUUAUUUUUAAUAUUCUUUUCAAAUAUGAAUACUACCAUUCAAAUCCCUAGAUAAAAGAAGAGCGAUUCUAAAAAAGGUACUUCCGAUAGAAGGUCUCAAAGUGGUGAAUAAGUAAUGCCAACUCCCAGAGGAAUAAGAACUUUUGAUGUAACUCCUCAAAAUGUCAAUUAAGCUGAAACCUUAUAAAAUCCUUUCAACAUACUAGAUUCAGAUAGAACAAAUAAACUUAAAUCAGAUAAUGUUGAUGCUUCUGAUUUUAAUUUAACAAAAGCUGGUCGAGGAAGUUAAACUGUUAUUCCAAGAUCCAAAAAAUUUAAAUAAGUUACUUUUGGAAGACGCUACUGGAUUCUAAUGGUAAUAUAUGUAGAAAUAUAUUUGAUAGCGAGAUAUAUCUAUUUCUUGAUAUUCUAGGAUUAAUUUGCUGAAGACAGUUUUUGCUAUAGUCUCUUCAAUUUCAUCGGAAUAAGCCAGCCAUAUAAUUUCCCCAUUCAUCUUGGUUUAUCACACUAAGACCCUGCAGAUGAAUCUAUAGUUUGGAUUUUAUUCUAUUUCAUUAUCUUAUAGUAUGACUCUUACAAAUCAAAGAUUUAUAUGAAAUACUCACAUAAAAUUACAGAAAUUUUUGCUAAAAAGGCCUUAAUUAAAAAGGUUUUCCCUAAUUUCAUCUCAUACGUUUCAUCAUUUUAUAUAGUUUUUUACUCUAUUUUAAUCUGGGUGUCUUUCAUCGUAAUAUCUGGAGUUUUAAUUCUUGUUGAUUUUUCUUUUAUAAACACUUAUCUACUUGUUUACAUUUUAUUGCUAGUCAUCUAUUUUGUUAAGAAAAAUGCUAACAAAAAGCUAAACUAUGUUGUUUUCUAAAGAACAUGGUAUUUCUUCACUUUGAAUCUCAUCAUUGUCUCAUUUACCAGAUAUUUCCUCUAAUUAACUUCUGUCUAGUUUGUCAGUGAUGAAAUAAUUAAUGAAAACAAUAGCUGGUUUAAAACAUUUUAACGUAAUAGAAGUGUUUAUGGUUUUUACUCAGACAAUCCUGAUGAUAACCUUAGAAUGAAAUUUUUACCUGGAAUAAUUAAUAUAUUUUUUGCAGUACUUUGUCUUGAUUAUUUUAGGUUAAUUUCAGAAGGAUACAAAUUUAGUAGAGAAUUAGAACGAAAAAGAAUAGCAAAUUAAGGUGCCUAAGAUAGAAUCAGAGAAAAUAGCGUUUCAUCAUAUGGAGGAGCUGCCAGCAGUAGAAAAAACAGUGAUAUUUCAAUUGCAAGUUCAAUGUUUGAUGAUGGAGAAAUAAUCGAGAGUAGAAUAGAAAAGCAAAAAGCUCUUGAAACACUUAAAAUGUACUAAGACUAUGUUCAAGUUGAUAUUCUUUUAAAAUAUAAGUGGAUGACAAUACCAGCUAAAUGGAUUUCAUUGCUAUUUACAGAUGUUUUGUGCUUUUUGGUUAUCAUCUUUUGCAUAUACUUCAAGAUUUCUCUUAGCAUGCUCUACUUUUUAGCAAUAUAUUUAUUCUUUUACUUUAAAACUCAUUCUCACAUUUUGAAUUACAUUGAAGCCAAUAGAUUUUUUGAGAUAAUAUCUGAAAAGAUGCUUUUGUUUUAAGAAAAAUACUUGAGGAUUAACAAAGCUCCAGAUAACAUUUUAAAUGACAAAUAAUAAGCAGAAGGAACACCAAUUCAGUAAUAAAAAGAAGAUUUGAAAGAAAGCAAUGAAUAUAUUUAAAAAUAAAAUAGAAGUUUUACCUAAAAAUAAAGCGAAGAAGACCAGCUUGAUGAAGAAUUUGUCAAAAAGAUAAAUCGUAUCAGUUUAAUUAGCUUAGAAAUAAAAAUUAGAGAGAAAGAAAAAGUUUGGAAUUAUUCAUUUUAUGGAAGCAUGAUAUUUUUAAUGAUAACCUAUUUCUCUUAAUUCCUUCUAACUUCCUUUGCUUUAACAAACGUUGGUACAUAAAUAUGCUAUUGGAUCCAAUGGGGUAUGUUUAUUUUUGGAACUUAAAUUACAGUGAUUGAUGAUAUAGAAAAUACUUGGAGAAAUAUUUAUUUUUAUGUACUUCUUUUCUGGUUAAAUGUGCUUGAUCUUAAAUGUUUACGCUACCUACAGUCCAUAAUUUUUGAAAAGGAAAAUGAAAUUUAAAGAGAAACAAAUGACUAAGAUAAUUAAUAAAAUGCAGUAUAGGUUGAAACUGAUAAACUUUUAGAGUAAAAUGCAGAUAAUUAGCAGGAAUAGGAAGAGGUAAAAGAUUAGUCAGAAUACACUCCUUCAAGUAAAGAUGAUAUCAGUUUGAAGAAAGUUGUUUCAUAAUAUUUGGGUAACAAGAAAGAGCUUGAAGAGAUUUCAGAAGAAAUCGAAGAAGAAUAGGCAAAUUUUAUAGAUAAAAAGUUGGUAAGAAGUAAUAAAGUUGCUAGAAUGAGCUUAGAAAUAUUUGCAUAAGAUUUUGAAAUUGAUUUGAAUGAAAGCGAAUUUAAAGAAAGAAUGGCUGAAAUAAAUAAAAUACACUUUUACACUCAAGGAGCUGAGUCUGAAAAUUUAUUUAAAUAUGCUAUCACUUAACAAAAUAAAGAAUAGAAAGAUCCUUUUAAAGAAACUUACAGCAUCAACAAUAAAUCUUUUUCAGAAGAAACAAUAAUAGAAUAUGCAGAAUAUAUCAAUAUAGCUUAUUAUUUUAAAUCUAAGAAAAACUUCAUUGAAAUGAGAAUAUUUUACUCAACUCUUUUUAUCAUCCAAAGAAUUUAUGUUUUAAUUCUUUUGUUUGACUCUAACUCGAAGUAAAAUGCAUUUAGCUGGAUUUAUCUUAUUCUUGCUGCUUACUUUUGGGUCAGAACUCCAAAAUCUUCAACUAUUAGAGCACUUAAUAGAUGGACAAUUUUUGUCUUAUUGCUGCAAUACAUAUUUUUACUUUUAAACAUAAAUCUAAAGACAUCUCUUAUUCCAAUUCCUUCCUAUCUUUGGAAUUUAAAAAAUAUGUCUGUGAUUGAUAAUAUUUUAUCUGAUACAUAAAUUUAAUCUUAUCUUGCUUUUGAUAACUCAGAUAACGUAGCACUACUCUUAAAUGCAUUAAUCAUAUUCUUGAUAGAGAUCUAUUUUAUGUACUUCGUUUUCAUAUGCAAAUUUAUCAUGCAAAGGAUAAGAGAUAGAAGAUCUCUUUCUUCUCUCAUAUCUUAAAAAGUAUGGAUUAAUUUUAGAGCAUGGAAAUCAUCUUACAUUUCUUUUAUCACUACAGUUUACGAAGGACUGCUUAUCAAUUUUCAUUUGAUUGUAAUAAUAAUUUGUAUUAUAUUAUCUUGCUUCAGCUACGAAAUUUUCAAUUUGUUGAUAACUACUGUUUGCUUGUCUUAUUUCUUUUAUUAUGAGUUCAAAUCUAACAAAGAUAUAAUGUCAGAAAAAAUACCUUCAAUUCUUCUAUUUUUCAAAAUACUAAGAAUCUUUGUGUUCCUUUUAUUAGUAGUGUAUACUGUGUUAAAAGUACCUUAAAUUGAUAAUUUUAUAAAUACAGAUGAUACUAACUUGAGUUAUUUUAGAUAGCUCCUUAAGCAAGAAGUUAUAUCCUUCCAUAUUUCUGAAAAAGUGUUUAUCUUAUUCUUUAUUUAGCUUGUGUUUGACAUUAUGCUAUCGAAAGACUUCAAAGAAUUCCUAAAAACUUACUAGCUAACUAAUUAAGUUAAACAAAGGCUAAGACGUAAGUGCAUAGCUUAUUAAUUUAAUAACGAAAAGCUUAAGAAAAUAGAAAAGAGACUUUAAGAGAAUAAAGAAUUGAUUAGAAAUGUCUAGGAAGUUUAAAAUCAACUUGAUAAUUGGCAUGCUACUAUUGAUAUGAAAUCAAAUAAGCCAAAUGGGAAAAUCAACUCUACUAUGUAUGAACCUGACGAAAAGAGAUCAACAAGCUCUUUAAAUCUAAAUGAAUAAGUUGUUAAAGCCAAAUAAAUUGAAGCUGCAAAGAAAAAAGAAGAAAGCCAAUCAAAUUUAGAUACAUUUUUUACACCAGAAGAGUUGGAAAGAGAAAAAGAAAAAAAAUCUAUUCCAUAAUUCAAAAGAUAUUUAAGAAAAUUUGCCACUCUCUUUAAAGGGAUGAGAAAUGAAUUUAUUUUUUAAGAUGAGCUUGGAAUGUUAGAUUUUGUUAUUAAGAAUAAUCCUUACUUGCUUGAAUGCAUUAAAAUUAAUUUAAUAGAGUAUUUGACUGGAGAUCUGGUUGCAAUUUAAGCUAUUUUAGAUUUCCUUGAUAAUCUCUAUGCCAAUAUUUUCCUUAAAAUUAGAACUCAAAGCAUAGAUGAAUUUAAUCCUGAUAAGCUCAAAAGAAACCUUCAAAGGGCUGCAUCAGCUAAUCCAGAUAUUCUAAGUGAUUUCUAAUUCUUAAAGCGAAAUAAUUCGAUGAAACCUAAUGAGAUAGAGCUGUUCAGAAAAGAAUCUGAAAUCUACUCUAACUAUGAUAGAGUUUUGCUGUUUGAUUCAAAUUAAAGAUUCAAAUUUUUUAAUUUGGAUGAAGAAAGAUGGUUUAAAGAAAAAAAUAAAGGCAGAGAUACCUACAUUACUUGUAUCCUUAAAUAUUUAGGGUAAAUUCUGAUAUCUGGAUGGAGCUACAUAUGUUACAUUUUCUUCAUUUUUUACUAUUUCAAAAAUAAUGGCCUUACAAGCAUGUUUUUCCCUUUGUUUGUUUUUCUUUACUUUAUGGUGGAGGAAAAAAUUGGAGAAAUGCUUAUUUGGGAGAUAUCCUUCUUUUAUAUAUCUAUAUUGAUAAUCUUUAAAUUUGUGAACAGUCUUUCUGGACUCAUUUAAUAAAGCGAUUAAAGUUCUCCAUCAGACUAUAAUAUAACAGUAUUCUUCGAUAGCAACGAUUCACUUUUCUUUGAAGGAUUUCUUUACUUCUUAAUAUACAUCCAGCUAAAUUUAAUCAGAAGAAUGGGCUUAGAUAAAAAAAUGAUUAAUUAAGAAGAAAAUACUCAUAUGAGCUACGUUAGACUGAAAGUUAAUAAAUUUAUUAAAACUGAAAUUUAACCUAAGAUCUAGCGUAAAGAUUUAAAUGAUGAUUUUUUUGAAAUUAAUGAGGAAGAUAGCAAUUUAGAGUAUGACACUGACCUACAGGAUGCUGAGGCAGAAAGCAGAAAAAGCUCUAAUUUUGUACUCCUAUAGAAAUCUUUACCAGAAUCUUUAUUAUAAGUUUAGGUUGAUAAUUUUGAGUAAGGAGAGAAGGAUGAAAGUAGAUUGAUUGAGUAAGAAGAUCUAAAAAAAAUAUAAGAAGAAAACAUUAAGUCAUAGUAAAGUAAAGAAACUCCGUAAUAAAAGGAUUAUAUAAAAGAAUCUAUGAUUAGGACGGAUUAAAGUAAUACAAGCGAAUCAGAUUUUAGUAUUAAUAGUAUUGAAUCAGAAUUUACUUAAGAAGGAUUUUACAAACAAUUAGAAGAGGAAAUUAGUGAAAAGCCUGAUUUAAUAGACCCUGAAGUUAAAACUAACUUUUUCUUCAGAUUAUUUUCUAAGUACACUAAAAAAUCUGGAGUUGAUUUGUAUCCUUCUAUAGCACUAAUAUAAGUUAUUCUUCUUAUUUAUAUUUUCUUAUUCUACAACGAAAUGCAAAAUGGUCAAUAAGAUUUGUCAAGUUCUCUUAAGUACAACUAGUUUUCAGGUUCAAUGGUUAUCUUUAUGAUUAUCUAAAUUGUAUUCAUGGUUUGGGAAAGGUAUAUCACUCUUUACACUUCUGAAGAAGUCAAAGACAAGGAGGUAGAAAGAAUCAAAUUAAUAGUAAAAGCAAGGAGUCAAGGUCUUGCAUAUAGCAAGAACUUAAAAAAUCUAAAGGCACUUCAAAAAGAAAUAACUGAAUUAGAAAGACUCAAAAAAGAAGAAGAAUAGUUCUAAAAAGAUCUUUAAAGUAGCAAUAUAAGAGAUUAGAAAUAAUUAUAAGAUCUAAAAAAAGGUUAAAAAGGCAAUUAAGACUAGUCCGAAGAAGAUAAGAAAAAAGAAAAGGGCAAAUAGUUCAAAUUUUCUUAAAUUUUAAUGAAAUACAUCUAGCUCUUUAUGAUAGUGGUCCUGUUUACUUAUUUCAUAUUCUUCUUCAUACCUUAGCCAUUUUUCAAGACAAUAUCUGGUUCAAUUGAUUGGACACACUAUCAAACUAAUGGAUAUUUAGGAGGACUUUAUUUCUUCUUUGGAAUAUAUUUAGUCUUGUCAUGCUUUUAGAUUAAAAUCGGAUACAACUAAUUUAAGAUCAGGAAUACAAUUUUGACUAAAAAGAAUAUAUUGACAGGAAUAUGUGCAAAAUCUUUUAGAGCUAUUCCUUUCAUUUAAGAACUCAAAGUAGUUAUGGAUUGGACAUUCACAGCAACAACACUAGAUUUGUUCUAAUGGUUUAAGAUUGAAGAUAUCCACUUUUAUCUUUUUUGUGCUAAGGUUGAUGCAAACGACAAUAAGAAGAAACCUGUUGGGAUGCCUUAAAAUUGGAUUAUGAAAUUCUUUAUGGGUUGGGUUUUCCUUCUUGCUAUCCUAUUGCUCUUAUUUGGACCAAUGAUUUUAUUUUCUAGUUUGAAUCCUUCAACCUAAUUGAAUAACAUUACAAACGCGAGCUUUGAGAUGGGUUUGCAGAUUAAUGGCUAAUCAGGAAAUUAUUACUAAUUCUAUUAAAAUGGGAAUAUUGGAAAUUUGAAAAGCGUUGCAAGUAGUAGUACGAAUAUGGAUAUUUAUUAAAAUAUAACAGCUAUUUCAUAAGCGUCACCUAGUCAAUUCUAAUAAUUUAGUUUGUAUAGUUCUAGUGAUGUAAAUUGGUAGUUAUCAGUACCUUCUAUUACUGAAAUAUAAUAAACACUAGAGAAUCAAAUAUAAGGCAGAACUAAUAUUUAAAUUCAGUUUUCAGUUAGAUAUAAUAUACAAAGAAAUGUUACUAGUUUAUCUUCUUAGGAUAAUACUUUCUUAUAUCCAAUCAAUACUUAAAACAUAUAUGAUAAAUCGACUUCACUGACUUAGGAAUAAGUAGCUCAACUCCUAGUUGUAAUGGACGACUGUAAUUCUCAAGCCAUGGAAUUACCUAAUUUUUACAUUUCACUACUUAGGCUAGAUACAAAUGGGGAUUCGUUUGAAGCAAGAACUUUUUCAAAUCUUUCUCCCUCUUAAUAAAUAGCUUACUUUAAAAGUGCUUACUUAAAUUUAAAGUGUAAGUUGAAUCCAGACUAAACAUAUGAUGAAAAUAUUAGAUACUGGGUGUUGAGUCUCGAUUAGAAUGGAUAAAAUGGAUUAAUAUUUUAUGUUUUAUGCGAUAAAUACUCAUCGGUUUUGCAAGGUUUAUCAAUUAUAACUAUCUAUACUUCUGUUAUUCUCGUGAUUGGUAAAUUAAUAAAGUCUGUAUUUAGUGGAGAUAUCCAACUGUUGAUGUUCACAGAUCAGCCGCACUCAGAUAAAUUAAUUAAAAUCUGUGAUGCUAUAGCAUACUCUAGAACAGAAAGAGAUUUGAUUAAGGAAAAUCUACUUUAUUGGGAGCUGAUUGACUUGAUGAGAUCGCCUGAGGUUGUAAAAAUGCUAACAGGGUCGUAUUCAAAAGCUAUCAUAAAUAAGAGAAAAAAAGAGCUAGAGGAGGCUGAAAGAGAAGAAGAAAGAAAACUAAAAAAGGAAUAAUGA